UUAAUAGGAAUGAUUGUAGCUAGCUAUUCAAAAACGUUACCUGGUUGAUACAAGUUGCUAGACUAUGCACGGAGCUAGCUCAGAUGGCAAGUGUCAACACUAAGCCGACACAACCGUGACACUCAACUGAACUCCUGUAUCGUUUCAAGAUGUACCACAAAGAGAAGAGCAUUCAGAUCAAAAGCAGCGCGUCCGCUCUGUACAACAACCUGAGUGUCCUGCGGAUAGCCCCGCGGAACCUCACUUACUUCUCUGUGGUCCAUGCCAACGUGGUCAACAUGGUCAGCGCGUCCUGGGACGGCCUCAACUAUUCUCACCGCCAGCUGCAGUCUAAGGAGGGCAACGUUGCCACCAGCUCAUCUCUCAUUAUGCAGGCCGCCUGGUGUGUCUUACCCUCACGUGAGCUCCUGGUGCUGACAUCUCAGAAGGGCAUUCAGAUGUAUGAGUCUGAUGGCUCCAUCAUGGUGUACUGGCACGCUCUCGACACUCCAGAAGCCCCAACAGCUCAGGCCGUGUUCGCCCGAGGGAUCGCAGCAGUGCGGGAAAAAUACAUCUGCGUGGGCGUGUCGUCAGGAGCCAUCCUGGUGUUUGACGUUCCCAGCAAAGGCAGCAACAUCACCCUGUCGGAGGUGCUGGAGGAGCACAAGGAGUCCAUCACCGACAUGGCCUCGGAAUGUUCUGGAAGCCUGGAGUGCAUCGCAGACAUGGUCAGUGCGGACGCCUCGGGCCUCCUCUGCGUGUGGAAGUCAGGGGAGGACUUCCAGCUGCUCAACAAAAUCCCCGGUUUUGAUAUGUGCUGCUCCUCCGUCAAGCUGUGGAAGGGGACGGUGGUGGCGGCCUAUGGCACGGGCCAGAUCCGUCUGUACGAGGCCGUGACGGGCAUCGUGCACGUGGAGGUGAACGCCCACGCGCGCUGGAUCUACUCUCUGGACAUCGCCCCCUUCUCUGGCCUGCUGCUGUCGGCCGCUGAGGACUCUUUUGUGAGGGUCUGGCACCUGACCAUGACCCCAGAGAGCAACAGUGUUGAGAUCGCCCACAUGUACAACGAGUGUGUGACAGACACCCAGAUCUGCGGGGCCAAGUUCUGCGACGGGGACGGCUACGCCUUCGCCGUGACGGGAUACGACCUGAGCGAGAUCAUUCGCUACACGCAGGCCUAGGGGACUGGCGGGGGGGGGGGGGGGGGUGUCUAGGCGUGUGAGUGUGAAAUGCUAACAGAGUGUUUUACCGUCUCUGUUGGGACUGGAGAACGUGUGACCUAGGAGAGACAGAAUGUAGGAAACAGGCCGUUCUUUAGAUUCCCCAUCCACCUUUCCGGAGAGGACCGGUUCUAAAGCUUGGCGUCUCCGGGUGGUCCGAUUGAAUGUUGUAAUCGUGUCGUCUUAGUGCAUACUGUAGGAGUACAGUAUGCACCAGAUGGACCAGGAACAACAGCAGUGAAUUAUGAAUGGUUUGACAUGGACCAAUAACUGAGGCACUCCUUUGAGGGUUUUCGAUUGGUUUAGGCGCGGUUCCAUGAGCAUAUGUGAAGCCCUCUGUGACAUUGCUUGUAAAAAAAAAAAGGGCUAUACAAAUCAGAUUUGAGGCCUAUUAUUCGGAGACCAAUCCCUAUGGAUUAUUACGCUGACACGUCCUCUCUGCGUUCAGACUAUCUGACCCGUGAGUGUGAAGGGGGAGAGACCAUGCAGAGUUCUGUGCUGACAUGGAAGGUGGAGACCACACUGUGAGCCGCGUACGUCGUGUCUCAGUACAGGAUACGACUGUUACAAGUUGGAGUAGGACGUUUACAUGUGCUGUACCUGUUGGAUGUUGAAGGUGUGAACGUGGGACAUUCCACAUGGAGUUUUAUGUGACGUUCCUUCGGUUGACGUGCCGUUUUGUUGUCGUCACUUUUUAAACGUAACUAUCAAACAAAUAAAUAUUUAUUGCUCGC
This is a messenger RNA of Osmerus eperlanus (European smelt), 1933 nucleotides long. RefSeq names its product WD repeat domain 54 (gene wdr54). The record is from RefSeq and is a predicted model, not a curated record. Bases 150 to 1160 code for a protein of 336 amino acids. NCBI's taxonomy places the organism in Eukaryota, Metazoa, Chordata, Actinopteri, Osmeriformes, Osmeridae. The transcript is spliced from 10 exons. Gene Ontology annotation, molecular function: protein binding.